Messenger RNA from Suillus fuscotomentosus, 966 nucleotides. RefSeq lists its product as uncharacterized. Gene Ontology annotation, biological process: termination of RNA polymerase III transcription; DNA-templated transcription. The transcript is spliced from 4 exons. Lineage: Eukaryota; Fungi; Basidiomycota; Agaricomycetes; Boletales; Suillaceae. Gene Ontology annotation, molecular function: DNA-directed RNA polymerase activity; zinc ion binding; nucleic acid binding. Bases 163 to 573 code for a protein of 136 amino acids. Gene Ontology annotation, cellular component: RNA polymerase III complex. The record is from RefSeq and is a predicted model, not a curated record.
CGUGAUCUGAUUUAAUCCAAAGCAACUUUAUCGGUUGAACCCACCUGCCCGUUGAGCUCCAUUCCCUAAACUCGUUUGUAUACAUACAAUUACUUUCUCAGUUUCCUCAGUGUAUCCUACCAAUUAGAUAUUUCCCAAAAUUACCACAGCAUACCCAUUUACAUGCUGUUCUGUCCGACAUGUGCUAAUCUGCUUGUAAUAUCCUCGGAAACAGGCUACAAUAAAUGGGCGUGCAAUACGUGCGCAUACGAGUUUCCGAUCUCGAAGCAAAUGACUUCACGCUCGCGUAUGAAACGCAAGGUGGUAGAUGAUGUGCUUGGGGGGGAGGAGACUUGGCGGGAUGCUGAUUCUACUGCAGUCGCUUGUGACAAGUGUGGUCACCCACGCGCGUAUUUCUAUCAGCUACAGAUUAGAUCCGCAGAUGAGCCUAUGACGACGUGUGCGUUUAGCUUACUUCCUCUGGGAUUGGGCUUACGAAAUGUGGGGAUUGUUUUGCUUCUUGGGAUCAGUUUACAGAUGUGCCGGAUGUGCCUACCAGUGGCGCGAAAAUUAAUGGUUCUUCAAAACACAUGAUGCUCCUGAUUCUAAAUAUUUCCACCAAGCGGGUGCUUUAACUUGAGUGAAGGCUUCUCUAAUUUCACGCGUGCACCCCGGAUUCUAGUUGUUUCAGUUGCAUUUCAAGGGUGACACGUUCGUUUGACACCUGGGCCUGAUUAAUCUUGGUUCCAGCCAUCAUGGGGUUUGAUCGUCGCUAGUAGGAAAAUGUUAUUCUCUCGUUGCCGCGAUGGAAAUCAUCCCGUGCACAACGACCGCAGCUCCAGUUGGUUGCAUCAGGAAGUUUGCUGUCUCCGCCCGCAGGCCGCAGCACAGCCCCCUGAUUGGUUCGGCAUCAUUCGCCUAUCUGAUCGCGCAAUGGCAGAAUCCGAUUGCGAGAGAUAAGAUCGAUAAGAUUUCGCGGGUAUUGAC